UACUAUAAGGAGAAAAAGCUCAACAUCUCUAAAGCAAUCAGACGACAGGGAGGGCAGUACUCAAAAGCUAACCAAGAGUAUGUCAAUGGGCAGAGAUUACUGUACCAGUCAGCAGAAGGCUACCUCCUGGCCCAGAAGAAUGGGUCGUGGGUAAUGGAGGAACCCAGCCCAUUCUGCCAGCCAGCCAAGCCCUGUUUCCAAUUGGUGUCGCCCCCACCUAUGUUUGUCAGUGGAGGA
Geodia barretti is the source of this 237-nucleotide messenger RNA. NCBI's taxonomy places the organism in Eukaryota, Metazoa, Porifera, Demospongiae, Tetractinellida, Geodiidae. The record is from the annotation of a GenBank genome assembly.